CCUGGGCAGUGUACCUAGGGCGCGCCACCGUCGGUUGAUCGCCAGCGCCACCGUGGCUAAAUGCCGUAUUACUGAGAAGGCUUAAAUCGGCGACACGGCCGGUAUCACGUGAAAGAUGCCACCCGUUAUUUUAUUUUGCGGAUUCAAACCAAUUCAAGAUAUCGGCAACUUUUAUCGCGACCAGGCAUUAGAAAAGGGGAAGAGGUUGUUCCAGAACAACCACGUGUAUGGCGUGCGGGAAGAGAACGGCACGGACAUCGCGGCCAAGUGCCAUUCCCAGCAGGGAAAACACGUGUACGACGUAACACUCCAGCUAAUCCAAGACUCGCGAAAGGUCGUCGCCGGGUCCUGCACUUGCCGGUACGGUGUCCUCGGCGAGUGCAAGCACAGCGCCGCUGUAGUGCACUACAUCAACACGCACGAGGUCAGCGCUUGCACUAGCGUGCCCCAAGCGUGGGGCAAGCCUUCAAAGAGGCCGAAAUUAAGCGACAAGGCGUCGAUCGGGGACCUUUUUGGAGGCAACCGAAGCAACUUCGUAGGAAAACAAGAGCCACGAGAGGUGCUGCCACGCUACAUCAUUGACCAUUUCCCAGACAUUGACACCCCAUUUACGGACAUUCUGCGAUUGACAGGACAGAAUCAAGUAGAGCUGGAGUGUGCCCAGCUCUUAGAAGACAUUGUAAAUGAUGCGGUCACCAUUGUGAGGAAGUCUGAAGUGGAAGUGGUGCUGCAACAUCUAACGCAUCAGGCUUCGGACGGAGAGGCACUGAAGUACCGUCAAGAUCAACUCACAGACCCCGAGAAAGCAUUCUUUCAAAAAAGAGUGGCUUCUCGUGAUGUACUCGGAAUCUGCAUGGCAACGAUGGCACAGUCCAAGUGUGCACAGUGGUACCAAGAGCGCAAGGUGCGGAUUUCGAGCACAAUAGCACAUACCAUCCUCCGGACCAGGAAGACUCCACAGGAUCUUGUUGCGAGCUUGAUGAACACCACAAUGUUCACAAUAUAUGCUAAUACCAAUUUCAAUUACACAGGCUUGCAGACUGAACCAAAAGCACGGCGACGGUUCGAAGAAAAGUUUGGAGCACAUAUCGUGGAGGUGGGCCUGCUUGUGCAUCAAGAGAGGUCUUGGCUUUGCGGCAGUGCUGACGGAGUGUUUCAGCAAGAUGGAGAAACAGUCCUUCUGGAAAUCAAGUGCCCUAGCUCGAUAAAAGGGCAACCGGUCGUUGACGCCAAUAAGAGGAAGACAUUCACCAGCUGCCUGGUGUACAUUAAUGACAAGUUGUGCCUGAAACCAUCGCACAACUACUACACACAAGUGCAAGUGUUGAUGUUUGUGCUGGAUUUACAAUCUUGUUAUUUUUAUGUUUACACAUGUGAUGAGCAUGAUGCCACUGUGCUCGUUCCCAGGAAUGACAAGUUUUUGAACAAUGAGAUCCCUUCUCUGGAAUGGUUUUAUUUCAGCUGGUACCUGCCAGCCCUUGCGCAAAAGUACCAGAUCUAAGCACAUCAGUAAGAGUGACAAAAAAUAAAGUACUGCAUUCAAUUCACUGCAGACAGCAUGAGUUGCAACAGUGUUCCAUGCUUCUUUUGCAUACUUGCCAGUUUUUUUAGGAAUUGGUGGUUUAAAACAAGGCUGAAAUGUGAAGCAGAGUGCACAAAAUAUAAUCCUA
Ixodes scapularis (black-legged tick) is the source of this 1670-nucleotide messenger RNA. RefSeq lists its product as uncharacterized. Lineage: Eukaryota; Metazoa; Arthropoda; Arachnida; Ixodida; Ixodidae. Gene Ontology annotation, molecular function: zinc ion binding. The record is from RefSeq and is a predicted model, not a curated record. The transcript has 6 exons. Bases 116 to 1501 code for a protein of 461 amino acids.